This is a messenger RNA of Punica granatum (pomegranate), 756 nucleotides long. NCBI's taxonomy places the organism in Eukaryota, Viridiplantae, Streptophyta, Magnoliopsida, Myrtales, Lythraceae. The record is from RefSeq and is a predicted model, not a curated record.
AUGAUGCUGGAGAAAUGGGAAGAUCAUGAAAGCAAAGAAAUCGAGGUCUUCGAAGAGUUCAUAUUGUUGACUUCGGAGGUGAUCUCGAGAAUGGCAUUUGGAAGCAGCUAUAUCGAGGGGAGGAAUAUUUUCAAGAUUAAGAUUUGGAAAACAGCAGAUGAGAUCAAGGGCGAGAAGCUUGAGAAAGGAAUUCUUGAUGCUAUCCUUAGGAUAAUAGAGAAGAGGGAGGAGAAGAUCGCUUCCAGGGAAUCAUAUGGUUUCGGGAACGACUUCUUAGGAUUACUCGUGCAGGCUUAUAUUGAAGAGGACAGGAGCAAAAGAAUCACCAUCGAUGACUUGGUGGAUGAGUGCAAGACGUUCUACCUAGCCGGACAAGAAACUACAAGUUCUAUGCUCCCGUGGACACUCUUCCUCCUUGCAAUUCAUACUGACUGGCAAGAAGAAGUGAGGAAGGACAUGUUCAGUGUAUUCGGUCGGCAAGAUCCUCAAUGUGAUGGCUUUAAAAAAUUGAAGACGCUGUUCAUGAGAGGUUGUGAAAAACAUGCUAGAAGUUCCUUUGGAGAUGUGAGGAUUAUAUUAGAUGUUCACGAGAUGGAUAGGUUUCUUGAGAGCUACCAUUUCCGUGAAUUCGGGUCGCUUAAGAAACUGUUUAAUACUAUGUCUGAUUUCAAACCUUCAGAAUAUGGAGGUAACAGCGAUUUCUUUGCCUUUACUGAUAUAUAUGUACGACCAAUUCUGAGUAUGAAAGGAUUGUGA